UGCAUAGUUCUUGAAAGACUUCAUUCAAAGCUAAGUGAAGGAUUAUUGCAUCUCUUCCUUCUUGGAAGGCUUUCAUUUUUGUUAAGAAGAGAAAGACAAAGACAAAAACAAAGGAAAGAGAAAGAAAAGAAUGGUUGGUUUGGUGUCUCGCCAAGGAAGACAACUACAAAGAUACAACUCCAAUGGCUAUCGUCUCGUUGUUGGAUGUAUUCCUUACAGACUUAAGAAGGAAGAAGGAAAGAUCUCUGAUGAUGAAGUGUUGGAAAUUUUAGUGAUCACCUCUCAAAAGGGCCAUGGAAUGAUGUUCCCAAAGGGAGGAUGGGAGAUUGAUGAGAGUAUGAAACAAGCUGCAUUCAGGGAGGCAAUGGAGGAAGCUGGUGUAAUUGGAACUAUUGAGUGUGAUCUUGGUAAAUGGCUUUAUAGAAGUAAAAGAAAUAACAAUUUUCACGAGGGAUUUAUGUUUGGUUUGAAUGUAACAAAAGAACUAUUACAAUGGCCUGAAAUGGACACUCGCAAGAGGAAAUGGGUAACAGUUGAAGAAGUGAGGGCAGGGUGCCAACAUCAAUGGAUGACAGAAGCAUUGGAGAGAUUGGUUGCAAGUCUACCAGUUCAAGUAGAUAUCAAAGUCCUUAAAUCAUUUAGAAAAAUAGAUCAUGUUUCAAUGUAAUUAGGUCAACCAAAUAAUGUCGUUCUUGAAAUAUAUAUUUUAAGGUUAAUGUAAUGUCCCACAUAAUUAUUAGCAACAGUGGAGCAUUCUUUGACAAGGUUAA
Dioscorea cayenensis subsp. rotundata (Guinea yam) is the source of this 770-nucleotide messenger RNA. RefSeq names its product nudix hydrolase 4-like. Gene Ontology annotation, molecular function: pyrophosphatase activity. Gene Ontology annotation, cellular component: cytoplasm; nucleus. The coding region runs from base 131 to 667 and encodes 178 amino acids. The record is from RefSeq and is a predicted model, not a curated record. The transcript is spliced from 5 exons. NCBI's taxonomy places the organism in Eukaryota, Viridiplantae, Streptophyta, Magnoliopsida, Dioscoreales, Dioscoreaceae.